AUGAAUAUAACGCAUUUUGAACACCAACUUGAACAUCAAGUGAAGGUUCCAACACCAAACUAUAUGGAUAUCAGUUUGAUGUACGGCAAUGAAUCCGGACGAAAUGCGGACGUGUAUAGCCUUGCCGACGUCGAUCUACUUUUUGCGAAUAUUGAACUAGAUAUUUACAUUGACCUCGGCGUGGUGAACAUCAUUCUUAUCGUACUCUAUAGCGCCAUCUUCAUCGUCGGUCUCCUUGGCAAUAUAUUUGUUAUCGUCGCGAUCAUUAAGUUCAAAAGUCUGCGCACGCUUACAAACUACUUUCUUUUGAACCUCACAGUUGGUGACAUAUUGGUUAUAUUGGUUUGCAUACCUGUCACUCUUGGAAGUACGGUGUACAAGAAAUGGAUUUAUGGCCAAAGUAGAAGAAGCAGUAGAAGUUUUACUAGUAAUAGUAGUAGAACUAGUAGUAGU
Molecule: messenger RNA, 453 nt
Organism: Dreissena polymorpha
Lineage: Eukaryota; Metazoa; Mollusca; Bivalvia; Myida; Dreissenidae
Product: neuropeptide SIFamide receptor-like
Exons: 2
Biological process (GO): G protein-coupled receptor signaling pathway
Cellular component (GO): membrane
Molecular function (GO): G protein-coupled receptor activity
Source: RefSeq, a predicted model, not a curated record